Molecule: messenger RNA, 2384 nt
Organism: Rhododendron vialii
Lineage: Eukaryota; Viridiplantae; Streptophyta; Magnoliopsida; Ericales; Ericaceae
Exons: 2
Coding region: 79-2370 (763 amino acids)
Biological process (GO): meristem development; meristem maintenance
Source: RefSeq, a predicted model, not a curated record
CUAUCAUCGAGGAGCGUGUAUAAUCCCGCGGCCGUUUCCAUUCUCUCUCUCUCUCUCUCUCUGUCCUAAGCUCCAACAAUGGAGUCACCAGAAGAACAGCAAACUCUAAUCCACGAAGUAAGAAACAAGAGAGUAAUCUCCCAAAAAGAAGAACAACCCACAACAACAAGAAUCGCCAGAUACCUCAAACCCAUCGCAGACAACUCGAACCCACCCGUUCCAAUCCCGACCAGUACCCCUCUGUUAUCCGAAAUCUUCCCCCACGACAUCCUAGACUGGCCCACCAAAGUCAUUUUCAAAGGCUGGAACUCCCCGCAGCGGAAAUGGCAGCAAUGGGUCGAGUCCUUGGCCGAGAAACACGGCUCCGUUUGGAACCAGACGGGGAUACUCGACGCGAUAACGGGGUCCGUUUAUGAGGUGCAGUUUAACUCGGACUUGUUGCUGGGUUUGGCCGAGUUCUGGUGCCCCGAGACCAACACGUUUGUUUUCCCGUGGGGCGAAGCGGGUUUGACGCUGGAAGACGUGGCGAUUCUUGGCGGGCUUCCGGUGGUCGGGGAGGGGAUAGGGGUUUCCGUGUCGGAGGGAUUAGUGGGAAUUGUGGAGGAGAUGGAGAGACAGAGAGAGAAAAUUCUUAAAAGCAGGGCAAAGAAAGCUGCACACUCUAAAUGGAUCAAGCGGUUUAUGGAGGAAGAAGGAGGAAGUGAGUUUGAGCAUGCAGGGUUUCUGUCCCUCUGGUUAUCAAGGUAUGUAUUCCCUUCUGUUACUGGAGAAGUCAUUGGAAGACAUGUUUUCCCAAUUGCAGCAGCUCUGUCUAAAGGAAGACCAAUGGCACUAGCCCCUGCAGUUCUAGGGAAUCUUUACAAGGACUUGAGAGAGUUGAAGGAAAAGGCCAUGGAUUCUGCUACCAUUUGCGUUUCAGCACCAUUUCAGUUACUUCAGCUUUGGGCGUUUGAGCAUUUCCCUCUUAUUAGUCCUACCCCUAUUUCACUCCAUCCUGGGGAGCCUAGAAUCGCGCGGUGGAACAAAUUAAACUUGGAAACCAACCUACCCCUCGUUCGAUCGGCUCUCCAGCUUGCCGAGAAUUUUAAAUGGCGCCCCUAUGCGGCUGAUUUGGAGAACUGGCGCCACCCCUCUUAUUACAAAGAGACCGAACAACCGUUGUGCUAUAGUUCAAAUUUGGAUGUGGAGUUGAGAUCUUUCUUCCAAUGCUUAAAAGCUUCUGAGCUUGUUUCAGUUGAUGGUUGUAAAGAGAAGUAUUUGCCAAACCGCGUGGCAAUGCAGUUUGGGAUGGAUCAAGAUAUUCCUUCUGAUGUGUCCGGUUUGAAUUUUACCGGUGAAAAUGUCAGGUUCUUUGUUCCACCGAAGUCGUUUGAGCCUGGUGUUUCGGGGAGAUAUAUGAAGUGGUGGAAAGAUAUGAUGGUGAAUCGCAAAGCUGUGAUGGAAAGGAGAAUUGAACUGAUGUCUACAUUUUCAAUGUGUUUUAAGGAGGGUGGGAAUGGAGAGGGUUUUCAUGGAUCAAGUGUGUCAAAAAGUCCAAUUGCAUCAGUUGAGGCCAGAAAGAGUAAUGUAUCGAUGGUGUCAAAAAUUCUAGAGGGUCUUGGAAAACUUUCUCGAGUUUCGACAAAAUUGGACAUGAAUAAGAAGGGUGAGUCCGAUUCUUCUGACAUUCUUUCAGGAACCGAGGACCAGAUAUGUUCUGAUUCAAGCGAUGACGACUAUGUUCCAAUCGCAACACAUUACAAGAAGAAUGGUGAAGGAAGCCCAGCUAUGGAUUCCAAAGUGUCAUCAUCUGGUCAUGCGAAAAAGAGUAAGGUGUCAAUUGGAUCACACACUCCAAAGAGUUGUGGGAGACUAAAAUCAUCUCCAGUUUCAACAAAACUGAACUUAAAACAGAACCAUGACGCCAAAUCUCUUGAAAUUCCUUCUGGAAGAAAGGAGCAGAUAGCUUGUGACUCAAGCGAUGAUGAUAAUGUUCCAAUUGCAACACGUUUCAAUCUUCAUCACGAUGUUCCAAAAACUCCCGAUAGUUUGCAUCAAGAGUUCUCAUGCAACCAAUCCCAGAAUGUUGUUUCUUCAUCAACUCCAAAAACUCCCAGUGAAAAUAACAGAAAAGGAAAGUUGCAUGCCACACCAGAAGGGAUUUCACAAGAGGAAGUGACCAAGAAACCAACCAAGGGUGUUGCCAAAGAAGUGAAAUUACAGGUUGGAGAAGUUGUUUGUUCUGUCAAUGAACCAAUUGAAAUCGAUGAGCUAGCGGGGGUGGUGAAACGUCAGAAAAAGGGCAGAGAAAGGGCUAAAGGUGUAGCGGAAGGGGAAACGAGAAGGAGGGCUGGGGAGUCUUCAGGUAAUCCUAUCGAUCUUGACAAUUAGAUAUUGACGCCUGU